UAAAAAGCACGCCUGCAGAACUGUGACAGAAGUGACUUUCUAAUGUCAAUACACGUAUUCUCUCCCUUACAUGUCUUACUCUUUCCUGGGAAGUAAUUUUUAAGCUCUUUAUUAGCUUCUAAUGUUUUAUCCGAAAUAAGUUCUUUGCCCUGUAAGACACUAUAGUGAUCAUACGUACACAUUGCAUGGCUCACUAAAAUAGGCCUGUUAGAAGCCAUGCGACGUCAUCAAAUGUAGGCUUCGAAUGUUAAAUAUGUGCUUGAAUUUCUCAAAAUUUAAGUGACUCUUAAAUGUAAACGAAAAAAUACUGAACGUAACAUUGGAUAAAGGGAUUUAAUUGCACUCAUGGUAAACAAGGAAACUCGCACCUGUCGUCCCUCGUUUUCUCGAACUCAUAAUCUUCUAGAAAUCUGCGCUUGCACCGUCUGAAACUGUGACGUAUCUGUGACGACUUUGAGUUCACGUGACGAUUCAAACGCAAAUGAAAUGAAUGUGACGGUUUGCGACAAGUAUUCAGGAUUUGCGGUGCUGCGGGGCUCUUCACGCCUGUUCAUUUGCAGUUGAGAAGCAAGAUAGUUCGGUAGACUUUCCUUGUGGUUACCUCAUACGGAGCGAUGCAGUUGUGUAUCUUGUUGCGGCUGUUGUUAGAUAGUGUCCGUUUUGGAGGAGCUCGGACUCAAUAGAUGCGGUACACAUGGUGACGACGCAAAGGGAGUUUGGAGUGAGAUUUGCUGAAUCUGCUUUUAUAGAACAUGAAGGUUCCCGAAUUAGUUUUGUACGUAAUGUAGGAGAAGACGUGUGGGAUUUGGAAAACAGUGGCAAUCUUCUAUCAGAGAUGAUGAAUAUGCUUUCGCCAUCUGCUUGGUUUACAGCAGCAAAUAAUACUCUGCUGAGUUCUGUCUCCAAAGUGUCAGAGGAAAGUAUGUUAAAAGCAGAUGUUGGUGCUGUAAAAAUGCUGAAUCUACUGAUAAUGAUCCUCAUAAAGAAUGGCAAGAGAAACAUAACAAGACAUGUCUCAGAAAUUGAUGGUUCAAGUGGAGGAAUGGAGGCAGCAGGUGCAGAUCCUGUUGGAGGAGUUUGUGUGGAGGAGUGUGAGCUGCCCCCCCCUGGCCCGGCCAGGGGCUGUGGCACAUAGGUAAUCCGUGAGAGCGUGGAGCGUCGGAGC
Gryllus bimaculatus (two-spotted cricket) is the source of this 1165-nucleotide messenger RNA. The record is from the annotation of a GenBank genome assembly. Lineage: Eukaryota; Metazoa; Arthropoda; Insecta; Orthoptera; Gryllidae.